This is a messenger RNA of Temnothorax curvispinosus, 502 nucleotides long. RefSeq lists its product as uncharacterized. The coding region runs from base 53 to 502 and encodes 149 amino acids. NCBI's taxonomy places the organism in Eukaryota, Metazoa, Arthropoda, Insecta, Hymenoptera, Formicidae. The record is from RefSeq and is a predicted model, not a curated record. The transcript has 3 exons.
AAACUCUUCGGAAACACAGGAUGUUGAUACUUAUGAAAAAAAUUCACAAAGCAUGACCGAAAAUGACGAUUGUACCAAUUACGAGUAUUUAAAUGAAUCAGAUACUUGUACCGAUGUACCAAACGAAUCUUUAUCUAACUUGGAAGAAUCUUUCUCAAUCUUAGAUAUUUUAAGCAAAAAUACAUUAGUUACAGAAAGACCCACAACACCUAACGUAUCUACAUUUAAAGAGAUUGCAAUACCGAGGCUAUCUACGCCAGAAAAACCUACAACACACAAUACAUCUACACCAAAUAGAUUUAGUCUAAAAAGAAAAUUUUCGCUUGUUGAAGAACAGUUAGGUAAUGCUGUUGAUGUUUUUAAAAGUUAUGUUACUAAGAAAAAUACCGUACAUGUAGAAGAUGAGUCCUUAAAAUAUUUUUGUGACUCCUUGUAUGGAGAUUUAAAGAUUCUCAAUAAAAAAGAUUUAAUUUCAUGUAAAAUUGACAUUAUGCAAGUCUAG